This is a messenger RNA of Dromaius novaehollandiae (emu), 2307 nucleotides long. RefSeq names its product caspase 6 (gene CASP6). The record is from RefSeq and is a predicted model, not a curated record. Gene Ontology annotation, cellular component: cytoplasm. Lineage: Eukaryota; Metazoa; Chordata; Aves; Casuariiformes; Dromaiidae. Gene Ontology annotation, biological process: positive regulation of neuron apoptotic process; apoptotic process. Bases 101 to 1012 code for a protein of 303 amino acids. The transcript is spliced from 8 exons.
GCGGGCGGGGGCGGGCCGGGGCGGGGCGGACAGGAAGGCGCGGGGCGGCGCGGCGCGGCACAGCACGGCUCGGCUCGGCUCGGCACUUUUGUCCGCGGCCAUGGCAGGCUCGGAGCGGCGGCCGGGAGGCCAAGUCCAGUUGGAUAGCAGACCUGCAUUAACCACCGCAGAUGGAAAUCAGAACAUCACAGAAGUAGAUGCACUUGAUACAAGACAAACACUUGACCUCGUAGAGCAAUACAAAAUGAACCACCAAAGAAGAGGAGUUGCAUUAAUCUUCAAUCACGAACACUUUUUUUGGCAUUUAAUGCUGCCAGAAAGACGUGGGACUACUGCAGACAAAAACAAUCUGACAUGCAGUUUGACACACCUUGGAUUUGAAGUCAGAUGCUUUGAUGACCUGAAAGCAGAAGAUAUGCUGGAGAAAAUUUAUGAUGCCUCUGCAGAGGACCACAGUGAUGCUGACUGCUUUGUAUGUGUGAUCCUGAGCCAUGGUGAGGAUGAUCAUGUUUUUGCAUAUGAUGCCCAAAUCAAAAUUGAAACAAUCACAAGCAUGUUCAGAGGAGACAGGUGCCAGAGUCUGGCAGGAAAGCCUAAAAUAUUUAUCAUUCAGGCAUGUCGAGGUGAUAAACAUGAUGAUCCAGUUGUUGUUCGGGAUUUAGUAGAUGGCGCAGAGGAUGAAUCACUUGCCAGUGAGACUGAAGUGGAUGCAGCAAGUGUCUAUACGCUGCCUGCUGGUGCAGACUUUCUCAUGUGCUACUCUGUGGCACAAGGGUACUUCUCUCACCGUGACACUCUGAAUGGCUCCUGGUACAUUCAAGAUUUGUGUGAAGCACUUAAAAGGCACGGCAGUUCUUUGGAGUUCACAGAACUUCUCACUGUUGUUAACAGGAAAGUAUCUCAUCGCAAGGUAGAUAGAUGCAAAGAUAGAAAUGCCAUAGGAAAGAAGCAGAUCCCUUGUUUUGCCUCAAUGUUAACUAAAAAACUGUAUUUUCAUCCAAAAUCUAAGUAGAUAUCUCAACAAUGAAAAUUAUUGAUUAAUGCUCACUGCAGAAAACUGAAGAAAUGCCAUCUUAGUUCAGGAAAUUAAUACUGUGCAUUUUCUGCAGUCUAAAUUUAUCCAAAUCUUGCAGAUUAUUCUACAAGAUUAUUUGCAAAAACACUAUGAUUAAACUUGAUAGUUCUUCUAUAUAUUAGUUUACAAAAUGUUAAAGCAAUUUUAAAGCUGGUGCGGUAGCUCUGUUUAUCUCAGGGAAUUUGGGCAAAGCUGACUGGUGCAAGACUAGUAAGAGGUGCUCAGAUUUUAUUAAAAUAAGCCUGUUUAAAGAUUUUUUUUUUUUCUUGACUCAUCUAACUAUGGUGCAUUUUACUAUUUCCAAAACUUUUAAAAUGCUGCAUUAGAUUAGCUUUUCUUCCUCCAAGAGCUCCCCCAGUUUACAGGGAAUAUAUACACACUUUUGUAGGGCAUCUUUAUAAAUGUGUGGACAGUGUUGGUUUUGGUACACUCCAGACUUGUGUGUUACCUUUAAUUUUUUGUAGGUUUAUUGAGCUUUUUAGCCACCACUAUUUAAUUUCUCCUAACAGGAAGAAGGUUCUACUUGAGUACAAUUGCUGUAUUGAAACUAGCUCUAUAAAAAAGGGCUCCUUUUUGCUUGCACUUCAUUUACAUUCAGAGUACAAUUAAAGCUUGCUGGUGCUUUGCAUCCUUGGGAAUAACACAAGCAUUGGCACACCGAUACUACAUAAAGCUUGCUUUUAGCGUUAGCUUAAAUAUACUUUGGGUACAAAUACAUUCCUUGUCAGGGGUAAGUUAAGCAGAUCACUUCCAAUAUCACUUACAGCUCUCCUGGACAUCUCUUGGUGGCUCUCCAAAAUACAGCAUAUGCAGACCUUUACACUUCGGGCCUUGCUGUUGGAUUGGCCUCAGACGAGUUCAUCAUUAAGUAUAAAAAAGUGAUAGUACAUUAGUCACCGUAGGAUGUUUCCAGUUGUUACUGUAGAAGCAUCAGUAAUUUAGAUCAUGCUCAAUGGAAGCAAGUAUUUAUUAGUUUUUACAUUAUUGAUACAUAUGCUUAAUGCUGGGGCACCGUGGAGAACUCAAGCAGAGAAUAAUACCAUAAUCCAAUUUCCUGAGUAUAAAACAACUAUUUUACUUGGUCUGCUUCACUUAGAACAUGAUAUAUGGAAGGAUUUAAGUCACAGAUGUUAAAUCUUAUUAUGGCUACAUUUAUGCUUUGUACAAAUCAUGUAUGUGUAUGUUUGAAUGUUUUGAUAAAUUCUUUCAAUAAAAUGAAACAGUAAAACAAA